Dromaius novaehollandiae (emu) is the source of this 11832-nucleotide messenger RNA. It is a transcript of the gene NCOR2, whose product is annotated as nuclear receptor corepressor 2. The record is from RefSeq and is a predicted model, not a curated record. The transcript is spliced from 48 exons. Gene Ontology annotation, molecular function: transcription corepressor activity. NCBI's taxonomy places the organism in Eukaryota, Metazoa, Chordata, Aves, Casuariiformes, Dromaiidae. Gene Ontology annotation, cellular component: chromatin. Gene Ontology annotation, biological process: negative regulation of transcription by RNA polymerase II. The coding region runs from base 537 to 8045 and encodes 2502 amino acids.
CGCCCCCCCGGCCGGCCGGGGCGGCUGUGGGGCGGCCUGAGGGACCGCCGCCGCCCGCCGCGCCGCGCCGAGGCAGGGCAGGGCAGGGCAGGGCAGGGCAGGGCGCUGCUGGGCCACGGCGGCGGCGGAGGGGCGGCCCGGCCCGGCCCCGCGGCGCGGCGGGUUUCCGGGGGCGGCAGCCCCAUGGCGCUGGAUUUAUAAACACGGCGGCGAGGGAGGGGGCGCGCUGCCCGCCCAGCCCCCCCCCCCCCCGGCCGGGUCCCGGUCACGGCGCCCGCGGGCAGAGGAGGAGAACUUGAAAGCGGCGGCGAUGGGGGAAGGCGGCCGGCACCGCGGCUAGUGGAGAAUUGAUCCUGCUUUCAUCUCGCUGCCCCGGGCUGUAGUAGUUACCUCUGUGCUGCAUUCCUGCCGCUCACCCAGUGACGAGUUGUGGCGUGACGUGGAGAGCACACGCACGAUGAAGAGGAGCUCUCGCCUCUCCUAAUCCUUCGGGCCGGUGAUUUGGAAGCAGCGAACGCCACGUCUGCUCGUUCGACAUGUCCGGAUCUACCCAGCCCGUGACACAGAGCUGGCGUGCCGCUGAGCCGCGCUAUCCCCCUCACGCCAUGUCCUAUCCGGUCCAGAUCGCUCGACCGCAUGCGGAUGUUGCGCUCUUAGAGUACCAGCAUCAUUCCAGGGAUUACGCGUCCCACCUCCCGCCGGGGUCCAUCAUGCAGCCGCAGCGGAGGAGGCCGUCCCUGCUCUCCGAGUUCCAGCCGGGCAACGAGAGAUCGCAGGAGCUGCACCUGCGGACCGAGGCACACUCCUAUCUCUCUGACCUGGCCAAGCCGUCGGACUUGGAGUUUAUUGAAACGAAGAGACCGCGCCUGGACCUGCUGCAGGACCCGCUGAUGCGGCACUCGCCUCUCCUGAGUCAGAGCCAGCAGGGCGGGACGGAGGACCUCUCAAAGGACCGUGGCCUGCCUGGCAAACUGGAGCCCGUGUCUCCGGUCAGCCCUGCUCACCCCGACUCCGAGCUGGACCUGCUGCCAGCCCGGCUCUCGAAGGAGGAGCUCAUUCAGAACAUGGAUCGCGUGGACCGCGAGAUCACCAUGGUGGAGCAGCAGAUCUCCAAGCUGAAGAAGAAGCAGCAACAGUUGGAGGAAGAAGCAGCCAAACCACCAGAGCCUGAAAAACCCAUCUCCCCCCCUCCUAUCGAGUCCAAGCAUCGCAGCUUGGUGCAGAUCAUCUACGACGAGAACCGGAAGAAAGCCGAGGCUGCCCACCGCAUCCUGGAGGGACUGGGGCCGCAGGUGGAGCUGCCAUUAUACAACCAGCCUUCCGACACCAGGCAGUACCAUGAAAACAUUAAAAUAAACCAGGCAAUGCGGAAAAAGUUAAUUUUAUACUUCAAGAGGAGAAACCAUGCUCGCAAACAGUGGGAACAGAAGUUUUGCCAGCGCUAUGACCAGCUGAUGGAAGCCUGGGAAAAGAAAGUGGAGCGCAUCGAAAAUAACCCCCGGCGCCGUGCCAAAGAGAGCAAAGUGCGGGAAUACUAUGAGAAGCAAUUCCCAGAGAUCCGGAAGCAGCGGGAACUGCAAGAGCGCAUGCAGAGGUUAGAGGAGAAGCGCAGGGUAGGACAGAGGGGCAGCGGUCUCUCCAUGUCGGCUGCACGCAGCGAACACGAGGUGUCCGAAAUUAUCGACGGGCUCUCAGAACAAGAGAACCUGGAGAAGCAGAUGCGCCAGCUCGCUGUGAUCCCUCCCAUGCUCUACGAUGCUGACCAGCAGCGCAUUAAAUUCAUCAACAUGAACGGCCUUAUGGAUGACCCUAUGAAGGUCUACAAGGACCGGCAGGUGAUGAACAUGUGGAGCGAACAGGAGAAGGAGACCUUUCGGGAAAAGUUCAUGCAGCAUCCGAAGAACUUCGGCCUGAUCGCUUCCUUUCUGGACAGGAAGACGGUGGCAGACUGCGUCUUGUAUUACUACCUGACCAAGAAGAAUGAGAAUUACAAGAACCUCGUAAGGAGGAAUUACCGGCGGCGUGGGAAGGGCCAGCAGCAGCAGCAGAUGCCCCGCAGCAGCCAAGAGGAGAAAGAUGAAAAAGAGAAAGAAAAGGAGAAGGAGGGAGAGAAGGAGGAGGACAAACAGGACGCAGAAAACGACAAGGAAGAACUGACCAAGGACAAGAAUGACGACACGUCCGGGGAAGACAACGACGAGAAAGAAACCGUCACCUCCAAAGGCCGCAAAACCGCCAACAGCCAGGGCCGGCGCAAAGGCCGCAUCACCCGCUCGAUGGCCAACGAAGCCAACAACGAGGAGGCGGCGGCUCCGCAGCAGAGCGCCGAGCUGGCUUCUCUGGAGAUGAACGAAAGCUCACGCUGGACGGAAGAAGAAAUGGAGACGGCUAAAAAAGGUCUCCUUGAGCAUGGGCGGAACUGGUCGGCCAUUGCCAGGAUGGUGGGCUCCAAGACCGUGUCGCAGUGCAAAAACUUCUACUUCAACUACAAGAAGAGACAGAACCUGGACGAGAUCCUACAGCAGCACAAACUAAAAAUGGAGAAAGAAAGGAACGCAAAGAGGAAAAAGAAAAAAGGCACCGCCGUGCAGAAUGAAGAAGCUGCCUUCCCUCCCGCAGCUGAGGACGAGGAAAUGGAGGUGUCGGGGACGAGCGGCAACGAAGAGGAGAUGGCUGAGGAGGCCGAAGCUGCAGUAAAUAACAGCUCCGACACUGAGAGCAUUCCCUCGCCAAGGCCCGAAGCCAAAGAGGGAGGCGAAAACGGGGCCAAGGCACCACCCGGGCCGGGAGGUGACUCCAGCGCAGAACCGGCAGUCAAGUUGGAAGAGGCUCCCACACCCCCCGAUGCUCUUGCUGCUCCUACUGCUCCUGCCACCAACCCCGCUCCUGCCACCAGCCCUCCUCCGGAGGCAGCUCCCGAGCCGGCCAGCAGCGAGGAGAAGGCACAAGAGGACGUGGUGGUGGACGUGGUGAAAACGGAGGAGCCGGAGGAGAAGGAGAGCGAGGAGCCCUGCAAGAGCGAGGUGAAGAAGGAGGAGAACGAAGACAGCCAGGAGAAAGACAAGGGGAAUGACAAGAAAGCGGAAAGCAGUGUCAGUGGUGGAGGAACAGCAGGGGCAGAGGGGACACCCAAGGCCGAGAAGAAGGAGAGUCAUAAAGGCAGUAAAGGCCCUGGCGUGAACCCCGAUAGCGACUCCAGCGCAACUUGCAGUGCGGAUGAGAUGGAUGACCAGGAUGCUGUGGACAAGAGCAGGCUGCUGUCGCCCAGGCCCAGCCUGCUCAACACCGCCAGCGAUGCCAGGCUGAACUCCUCACCGCAGAAACCCCUGGACCUGAAACAGCUAAAGCAGCGUGCCGCUGCCAUUCCUCCCAUCAUUUCUGAAGGUUUCUCAGAGGGGAUACUGCAGAGCGGAAGUGUGAAGCCUCAGGUGCCUCCCCAUGCCUUGGCCCUCUACCAGCAGCAGAUCACUAAAGCCCACGAGUCUGCCCGCGAGGACAUGCCCCCAGGCAAGCUCUCGCAGUCCCAGCAGCCACAGCAGCCUGAGAAGGAGCAGCAGCCGCCCAGCAGCAGUCCCAGGGGAAAGAGCAGGAGCCCAGCUGUCGGUGAGAAGGAAGAAAAGCCAGUGCAUUUCUCGUCCAUCGCAGAGGCUCAGAAGCUAAGCGCCGAGCAGACGGCUGCCUCGUGCUGGCCUCCUGUCCUGUCCUACCCUCGGGAUGUGAUAAAAACCUCUCCCCAGGCGGAGCCCCACUUGUUUCAGUACAACCCUCCAGGACACCCGAUCCCGCUAAACUUGCAUGAGAGUUCUCGGUCAGGGCUGCAAAGACUGACGAGCAUCUCGAACCCCCCGCCCCUCAUCUCCUCCACCAAGCAUCCCUCUGUGCUGGAGAGACCCGUCGGGUCCAUUUCCCAGGGCAUGCCCAUUCAGCUCCACACCCCGUACAGCUCCGAGCACGCAAAGGUUCCCGUUGGCUCCAUCACCAUGGGCCUGCCGCUGACCAUGGAUCCCAAGAAACUGGUGCCUUUUCCUGGAGUAAAGCAGGAACAACUCUCUCCCAGAAGCCAGGCCAACCAGCCGGAAAGUCUGGUUAUGCAGCCGGCCCCGGAGGGCUCCAUCCUGCGGGGCACUUCCCUGGGCCCUGCCUCGGGAGGGAGCAUCACCAAGGGAACGCCCACGUCCCGGCCCCCUCCGGAGUCGCCCAUCACGUACCGAGGGUCCAUCACGCAUGGCACCCCAGCAGAAGUGCUGUACAAAGGAACCAUUACCAGGAUAAUCGGAGAAGACAGCCCCAGCAGAGCAGAGAAAGUGAGAGAGGAUGCCAUGCCCAAAGGACAUGUCAUCUACGAAGGGAAGAAAGGCCACGUGCUCUCCUACGACGGUGGUGUUGCUGCUUCUCAGUGUCCCAAAGAAGAUAGCAGGAGCUCAGGAGCUUCGCAUGAGACCACGGGAACCAAGCGAACCUACGAUAUGAUGGAGGGGAGGAUCAGCAGGGGCUUAUCAGCCCGUGAUCCAUUAUCUGCCAGCAUUGAAGGUCUAAUGGGUCGAGCGAUCCCUCCAGACCGACAUAGUCCUCAUAACCUAAAGGAACAGCAUCACAUCCGGGGCUCAAUAACACAAGGAAUACCUCGGUCCUAUGUGGAGGCCCAUGAGGACUACCUCAGAAGAGAAGCCAAACAGCUCAAGAGGGAAAACACUCCACCAAGGGACUUAUCUGAUGCCUACAAGGUCAGGCCUCACGAGGGCCUUACUCCCCUGAAAAUGAAACCAGCCCAUGAAGGCCUGGUUGCCACGGUGAAAGAAGCAGGAAGAUCAAUCCACGAGAUUCCCAGGGAGGAGCUGAGGCGGACACCGGACAUCUCUCUGACCAGGCCUCUGAAGGAAGGCUCUAUCACACAGGGUACCCCACUGAAGUAUGACAGCAGCUCUUCCUCAGCAAGUACCAAAAAGCAUGACGUCCGGUCCAUCAUUGGCAGUCCUGGGAGGACUUUUCACUCUGUGCACUCGCUGGACGUCAUGCAAGACCCCAGGAAUCUGGAGAGAGCUUAUGAAGAGAGCCUGAAAAACAGGCCAAGCCCGGUGACAAACUCGGGAGGCUCGAUCGCCAGAGGGGCUCCCGUGAUUGUGCCUGAGCCAGGAAAGCCGCACCAAAGUGCCCUUGCCUACGAGGACCACCAGGCAGGGCACGGCACGGCGUUCGGCAGCCAUUUGCACAGAGGGUCUCCAGUCUCCACGAGGGAAUCCACGCCACGGCAACACGAAGGGAGCAUCACUGCCGGGAAGCCGGUGUCCCAGGACAGAAAGAUCACCCCCACGUCACGAGAGCUCACCAACUCCAAGUCUCCGCACGCGCCGGUGGCCGAGCACCACCACCCCAUCUCCCCGUACGAGCACCUGCUCCGGGGCGUGAGCGGCGUCGACCUGUACCGGGGCCACAUCCCGCUGGCCUUCGACCCCGCCGCCAUCCCCAGGGGAAUCCAACUGGAAGCAGCUGCUGCUUACUACCUGCCGAGGCAUCUGGCUCCGAGCCCCACGUACCCCCACCUCUACCCCCCGUACCUCAUCCGGGGGUACCCCGACACGGCCGCCAUGGAGAACCGACAGACCAUCAUCAACGACUACAUCACCUCCCAGCAGAUGCACCACAACGCCGCAGCCACGGCCAUGGCGCAGCGGGCGGACAUGCUGCGCGGCUUGUCGCCCCGGGAACCCUCGCUGGCUCUCAACUAUGCAGCAGGCAUCAUCGACCUGUCCCAAGUGCCACACCUGCCUGUCCUCGUGCCCCCUACCCCCGGUACCUCCGCCACCUCCAUGGACCGCAUCACCUACAUCCCCGGCCCUCCCCAGACCUUCAGCAGCCGACACAGCAGCUCCCCACUCUCCCCAGGAGGCCCCACACACAUGACCAAACAGUCGGGAUCAUCGGUGUCUGAGCGGGAACGGGAUCGGGAGCGUGAACGUGAGAGGGAGCGCGAGAAGUCCAUCCUAGCAUCCACCACUGUGGAGCAUGCACCUAUCUGGAGACCAGGUACGGAGCAGUCCAGCAGCCGUUCGUCCUCGCACUCUCACAGCCACCAGCACUCUCCCGUCUCCCCCCGCACCCAUGAGACCAUCCAGCAGCGCCCCAGUGUGCUCCACAACACGAGCAUGAAGAUCAUCUCCUCGGAGAACCCCACCCCUUCCGUCCUGCGAUCCUCGUCCACCACUACCACGUCGCCGAUCCGCUCUGCAGGCUUCCCCUCAGCCUCCACGCUGCGCUCCUCCAUUGGGGCGGUGGACAGCUAUGCAGCCAUGAUGGACCCGGCCGUCCUACAGAAAGAGGCCUCGAGGGCCCGAGAAGCCAAGGUAGAACGUCCCCAGACUGACAACAACAUAUUCACCUCAAAGCUGCCCGCUGGGGCCAACCUAGAACAGUCGCCUUCACCUAUUAAAGCCAUGGAGUCGAGGCCUUUACCCGCCUCCGGGCCCGGUUCUUCUCAUCACUAUAGCAGAGGACAGGGGAAAAGCCAACAGCACCACCACUCUCUGGACCAGCAGCACACAGCCUCGGGCCCUGAGCAGCACAGCAGAGAAAAGAGUCAAAGUAAACCCUUUUCAAUGCAGGAACAGGAGCUCCGAGCACUCGGCUUCCACGGUGGCUACAGCCCGGACCGCCUCGAGGCCGUGAGUCCCGUGAGCUCGCCCAGCCUGGCCCACGAGAAGGGGCCCAAGCUGCUGCCGGACCCGGAGAAGGGGCACGCAGAGCACGACCUGCGGCAGAAGCAGCCAGCCUCCCUGAAGGCCUCGGCUCCCGAGGCGGCCCACCUGCAGCACCUCCGCCCGGCUGAGAGCCAGCAGCCCCCGUGCCAGCCGCUGCAGUCCAGCCAGAGCAUCAAGGGCAUGAACCAGCGGGUGGUCACGCUGGCCCAGCACAUCAGCGAGGUCAUCACCCAGGACUACACACGCCAUCACCCUCAGCAGCUGAACUCCCACAUCCAGACCCCAGUGUACUCCUUCCCCGGGGUCACGUGCCCCGUGCUGGACCUGCGUCGCACCCCCAGCGAGGCCUAUCUCCAGCAGCAGGAGCACGCGGCGGCCUCCAGGAUCUCCCCGCAGAGCGAAGGAGGCAAAAGAUCCCCGGAGCAGAGCAAAGCGUCGGCGGGGAGCAGCGGGCCCGACAGCUGUAUCGAGCCCGUCUCUCCGCCAGACGGCGUGGGAGACCCGGAGCACGCCAAGAGCGCCACGUACCCGCUGCUGUACCGGGAGGGCGAGCAGCUGGACCAGAGGAUGGGGUCCAAGUCCCCAGGAAAUAACACUCAGCCUCCAGCUUUCUUCAGCAAGCUAACUGAGAGCAACUCUGCCAUGGUGAAGUCCAAGAAACAGGAGAUCAUCAAGAAGCUCAGCACGACCAACAAGAAUGAGACGGAGUACAAUGUUGGGCAGCCCGGGACAGAGAUUUUCAAUAUGCCAGCGAUUACUGGAGCAGGGCUAAUCAGUUGUAGAAGCCAGUCGGUCCAAGAGAAUUCCAGUACCAACAUGGGGUUGGAGGCAAUAAUUAGGAAAGCCCUAAUGGGUAAAUAUGACGAGCAGUGGGAAGAGCGCUCACCUCUCAGUGCCAAUGCUUUUAACUCUCUGAAUGCCAGUGCAAGCCUGCCCGCUGCUAUGCCCAUAACUCCUGCUGAUGGACGAAACGAGGACGUGCGCUCCUUGCCAGGAGGAGGAGGGAAGCCAAAGAUGGCCGCCAGGCCCAACAGCCGCAAGGCCAAGUCUCCGGCGCCGGGCCUGUCCUCCGGGGAGAGGCCGCCGUCCGUCUCCUCCGUGCACUCGGAGGGGGACUGCAACAGGCGGACGCCGCUGACCAACCGCGUCUGGGAGGACAGGCCGUCGUCCGCAGGUUCGACGCCGUUCCCCUACAACCCGCUGACCAUGAGGCUCCCCAGCGGGGUGGUGACGGCGGCGCCCGCCGCGUCCCUGCCGCCGGGCGCCGCCGGCAGCCAGCACCACGCCUGGGACGAGGAGCCCAAGCCCCUGCUCUGCUCCCAGUACGAGACGCUUUCGGACAGCGAGUGAGGCGGCGAGGGGCGCAGACGGCGAGCGAGCGACGGCGCGGGCGCGAGCUGCCCGGGCGGACCCGGACCACGCCGGCCCCGGCCCCGGCCGUGCGGCUCUCACGAGCAGCCACGCGGGAGCAGAGCUUCAUUUUUUUUCCCCCUCUUUUUUUUUUUUUUUUCCUUCCCCCCUUCCCAACCCACCAACUUGGGGGGGAAAGGCUGUUUGGUUUUUGUUUUUUUUUUUUUUUCCUCUCUCAACAUCUGGAAAUUUCUGACUCCUCUUCAGUCUAAAAAAAAAAAAGCCUUAACGAGAUAAAAAUCGCGGGAAGCCACCGUGGAUGCUGGCGCCGACCCCCGUGCUCGAGAGCGACUGCGCUGCCACCGGCGCAGGGACCGGGGCGGGAGGGAGAGGCCCCGGCUCCCCGGGACGCGGCCGGGGCUGCGGUUUGGGUCUCGGAGGGAGCGAGCGAUGAGGAGCCCCCGGCAUGAGCACGGGGGCCAGGGGUGCACGCGUGUCCCGGGGAUGGACAGACGGAUGGACGGACGCCCCGGCAGCGCGCCCGCGUUGCCCGCUCCCGAGCGCUCGGUUAGGGGCUCCGGGGUGUCCAGCGCAUCCCGGUUGUGCCGCAGGGAUGCAAAACCUUGAGGGGGGGAAAAAAAAAGGAAUUUGAAAACAUUUAACGAGAGAAAUAGGAUCAAAAGCCCCAGUUUGGGUUCUCCCGGCUGACAUGAGUGGUGGUGGCCCGCCGGACCUGCCGCGCGAGCUCUCCGAGCCCGGGGUGGUCUCGACACGUGCUAAAGGUGGCUGGGAAGAAGGGGCAGGGGAGGGAGGCGGACAUCCAUUUCUAAGAAAAAAUAAUAAUAAUAAUAGUCCCUUCAGCGAGAGAAAUACUGGGCUCAAAUGGGAGCGGAGCGCGAUCCCCGCGGGGGCCGGCGCUCUGCGGAUGAAGGGACUCGGUUGCUUUAAGUGCAUUGUUUUCUGAAUGGUGAGAAAAGGCAAUUGUAAAUUGUAUUGGUCUACAGGGUAUAUUUUUGAUACCUUCAGUGAAUUAUGUCAAUAUUUUACGCAAGGAAGGACUUAAAGAAAACACAGUGUUACAUGCUGUAAAAGAGGUUCUGUUCUUACACGCGGGCUUUGAUGCGUUUGUCCAUUGUAUGGAAAUGUUUAGGAAAAAAAAAAAAGGCAACAUUGAUCCAUCAAAGUCACCUGUAAGUCAGGAGAAUGUAUGAACUUAGUUUAAAAAAAAGAAAAAAAUAUCUUGCCGUGGUCGCAGGGCCCCCUCGUUACACGUACCGGAGUCGGCGGGGAGCGUGUGCUGGUUGCAGACACUCGUCCUCCCGAGCGCCCUGCCGAGCUCGCCGGGGCAGGGGCAGCGCGGGGCAGGGCACGAGGCCGGGGAGUUCACAGGAAACGUUGGAAAAAAGAAAAAAAAAAGUUUUUAUUGUAUUUUUGUGAUACACAUGAAUGCUCUACUUUACAUUAUUUUUUUUUCAUUCCAUGAUGUUGGAUCAUAUCUGCAGUUACAUGGUUAAAGAACAAAAUAUUAGACUUUUUUUCAUUCACUUCUGCUUUCUCGCUCUGGGGGGAAAAAAAUGGCAAAAAAAAAAAAAAAACACCCAAAAUGUAUUAAAUGCUUUGCAUUCUGUACGCUAGAGGAAAAAAAAAGGCCACGGCACAGACUUUCUGCCUCUUCGGCUGCUGGGCGGACGAGCCGGCCAGCGCAGCGGUCCAGGAGCGCCUGGGGCGAGGAGAGUGGCAAAGCGAGGCGGGCGCUGCCCCGUCCUCGGCGGUGAUUUCUUUUCCCCCUGCCAUGUUCCAAGGUUGAUUCUGAUUUCGAAGCAAGAGAAUGGUGGUGUUUGUUGUUUGUUUGGGGUUUGUUUUUUUGUUGUUUUUUUUCUGUUUUUUACAAUGUACAGGUUUUUAAUGUUCAUCAAUGUUUGUCUUUUCUGUUGUGCUUUUUUUUUUUUAAAGAAAAAAAAAACGAGAAAAUGCACAAGCGAUGUUGGAAGUCUUUCAGUUCCCAGGUUAUUGCUGCUGGUGUCUCUGUGGCUCUGCACCGUAAAGCUAACAGAGCUGACGUUUGGGUGUAACGCUAUUAAAGUGCUACAGAUUCUGCCUUGAAAAGCCCAAAUUCCACCCAUCUUCUAAGUCACCUUCAAAGCUAACCCUUUCAGGGAAAAAAAAAAAAAAAAAAAAAAAAAACGCAGAGCAAAGAAUAAAGCUACCACUUGGCACAGUAGCAAUACUGUGUGCUGCUUCGGUGUCUUGAAAAGAUGUCAAGAAAGAGGUAGUUUUCUAAUGAAAAGCUGCAGUUUUAUGGAAAUAGUUGCUGGAAAGCCAGACCCUCUUGCGACGGGCUCUGUACGAAGCAGCAAAAUAAGCUGGGUUUGCAAUGCGGGAAGAAGGCGCGAAGCGGCUGGGCGAGGUCCCCGGCGCUUGCGGCCCCCGGCUUUGGCGGCUGCCCCGGCGGCGGUGCCCCCCUCGUCUCGGCUCCAGGAUGGCCGCACUCGGGCCCUGUGGGACGCGGGGGUCCCUCCGGAGAGCAGGCGGGGUCCACGUGUGCCGGCUCUGCGUGCUGGGCUCCAUCCUCGCGCCGCGGAGGGGCUGCUCCGCGUUAAAGGUCGCGGCGUCCCGGGAGCCCUCUGCUCCCGCAGUGCCCUGCUCGCGGGACGCGGCCGGGCCCCAGGCGUUGCAGCUGGCAGGAGGGGAGCUUGGCGGACCUCAAGGGCUCAGCAUGGCAUCUCCUUUCUGUUCCCCUUUGGUCUUUCACCUCUGGUGCGUGCAGAGCAAGUAGCUGCAGGUUGCCCAUGGCUGGCCAAGGGCUUGUGAAGAGUCCUGGGUUGCUCAAAGCCGUGCAACUACCCAACCAGGGCUUCUCGGCAAAGAUGUUGUGUUUGAGAGGAAGUCUGUAGGUGUUGGCAAGGUUGCGUUAGGCCUUUUGGGUUUUGUGGCUCGGUGCUCAUCUCGGAUGGCUGGAUGGACAGCUCUUACUGGCAUCUUCUGGGAGCCACUGUGUUUGCAGGAGGGGCGGGAUGCUGCCGUUGCGGGGCUACAGCAGACUUGGGCUCUUCUGGUCACGGCUUUCAGGUUUAUCCAACGUGGGAUCCACUCCAGCGGGAUCCCACACUUGGAAAAGCCCUCCAUGGGGAAGCUCUCGUCAUUGCCCUGGGCUGGCCCCUUAACCGCGCUUCUCAGCUCUUUCCAUCUUGCUGCACCUCCAUCCGCUGACCUCCAGCCUUCCUGCCCCAACGCGCGCCCCGGCCAAGCCCAGGUCCUCCCACGGCCACGUGUCCCAUGUGCAGGGCAGUGCGGGCCCUCGGCUGCCGGAGCACCGUGCUGGUGGGAGCCGCUGCCCGUACCCAGCGCCGUGUCUCGGCACGCUUAUCCCCGCGUCGCAUCCCUUGUGCAGGGCCACCCCGGGACCGAGCCGGCCCCGCGCGCCCUCCUUCAUCGCGGUUUCCACCAUGCGCCCUGGUGCUGCCAGCUAUGACUUUUACUGAGCGUGCAAAUGGAAAGGAGAAAAAGAAAAGGGGGGGGGGGGGUGUCACAUUAAAUGCGAUAAACCCCAAGUUCAAAGUUACCAUUCCCCACGUCCUAAUUUGUACAAACCAACAAGCAAGCAAAAGAUUAUUGGACGAUUUAUCAUUUGAACUGUGCAAGGGGGGAAAAAAAUCUAUCUUUUGUACAACCAAACUGUGCAUAGCUGUUUUGAAGUGAGUUGUAUGAUAGACCGGGCUGUAUAUAGAUCCACGAGUUGUAAAUAUUUACGCAGCUUGCUAUAAAGGGUUGGUUUUCUUCUACUGAA